Silurus meridionalis is the source of this 6198-nucleotide messenger RNA. RefSeq names its product hemicentin-1-like. Gene Ontology annotation, cellular component: cell-cell junction. The transcript has 22 exons. The record is from RefSeq and is a predicted model, not a curated record. NCBI's taxonomy places the organism in Eukaryota, Metazoa, Chordata, Actinopteri, Siluriformes, Siluridae. Gene Ontology annotation, molecular function: cell adhesion molecule binding. Bases 1 to 5655 code for a protein of 1884 amino acids. Gene Ontology annotation, biological process: cell-cell adhesion.
AUGAUACAGGGACUGUCUCAUUUCUCUCUACCUAUUUUCAUACUUCCUCUUCUGCAAGGCUUGGAGAUCACAGACCCUGGGCAAGUAGUGUACAAAGAAGACAGAAUCAGCAGAGUAGUGGAACAUGAAGUAGUCCUGAAAUGUGGCCCAACCCUCCCUGAUGUCUAUAUCUGGAGCUUCACCAAACCAGGCACCGAGACGAUUCGAGCCAUUGUGUAUAACUUUGGCAAGGGUCCAAAACUACAGCAACUAGCCAAGGACUUGGGUGACCUAAACAUCACUAACACUGCCUCUCUGUACAUAGAAAAACUCCUUUUAGCAGCAGAGGGCUUAUACACCUGCCAGGCUCUGUAUGACACUCCUGAAGGAGCCAAACUUUACUACUACUACUUAUAUCUGCGUGUUUUAGUACCAGUCUCCAAACCAUACAUUGUGCAAAGUGGCUUUACUGCGGUUGAAGGUUUGUCAUUUUGGAUGCACUGCAGUCUGGAGAAUGGCACAGAACCCAUACAAUAUAUUUGGGAGCAGGGGAACAGCAGUGGGCAGGUCAGCAAAUUGGCUGAAAGCAACAGCAGUCUGAUUAACAUGACUUUGGUUACCCGCAAUCACACUGGUUGGUUUAAGUGCCUGGCCAGGAAUGAGGUCAAUGAGCAGAGCAGUGACCAGAUCUGGCUAGAUGUUUUAUAUGGACCAGAUCUUCCUCAGAUCGAUGGCACAGCAUAUUCUAAAACGUCUCAAGAAUAUUCAGUCCUAGAAAAAAGAAACAUUUCCCUCAUGUGUCAAGCUUCCUCUAAACCUCCCAGCCAGUACAUGUGGUUCUACAACAACUCAGAGAUCUACUCUGGACAACAACUUACCAUCACCAACAUCCUACGUGUUGACUCUGGUUACUAUUCCUGCAUGGCCCAGAACUCUUACCUGAACACCCACUCUAAAAAUACUAUCACUCUCACCAUCUACUACCCCCCAGAUGGUGUGCCAACAUGUUCCAUCUUUCCAGUGAACAACUACACUGACCUGGCCCUCUUCUGCUCUUGGGAGGGGGGCAAUCCUCCAGCAACUCUCAAAUGGACUCCAUAUGUGAAUGGUGAGAAUGGAGUGAGUGCCGCUAAUGUCACUCAGAUUCAACCUGGUCUAUACUCUGCUAACAACUCUGUGUACACCUGCUAUGGCUCACAUGUUGCACUAAACUUCACUCAGACAUGCAGCACCAGGACAUGGAUACCAUUUGGUGAACCCCAGUGUUCUGCAAAUUCUACCCAUGGUAAUAGGUACCUGAUGUUGUCCUGUUCGUGGGAAGGUGGAUUCCCUAACGCUCUGCUAUGGUGGACUUCCAUUAAUGGAGAAAUGCAGGGUAUCUCUAAGGAAGCCACAAUUGUUUGGAACCUAAAUGCAAGUGCUAUGUUCAAUGGCAAAAUCUUUGUGUGUCAUGCCAAACAUCCACUGAUUAAAGAAAGCAAGCAAUGUGCGAUCAAAUUAGAGAUACCAGUGUUGAUGACUCAGCGCAAUGCGGUUUCAGUGUAUGAGGGCAAUGAUGUUCAGCUCACCUGUAUUCUGAGCAAAAACUACCCUUCAGUCACAGAGAUCACCUGGUAUAAUAACUCAAAGCAGGAUGUAAUUCAGAAAACCCAGAAGUAUAUCCUGCAGAAAGAUGGUAUCUGGUUCAACCUGACAGUGAGGGAUACAGACAGCAAGAUGGACAGUGGACAGUAUUGGUGUUCAGCUGCUAAUGCUGUUGGAAGAGCAGAGAUUCCCAUCUUACUUCUGGUGAUGAGAUACCCAUUGCCUCCGAAUGUAACAAUCAGUAAGCUCAUAUACAGUGGACAUCAGAGAACAGAUGUUAACAUGGAAUGGCUAGUUCAGAUGGAUGCUAACCUCACUGGUUUCUUUAUCGAGUAUCAGAGGCUACCUUUCCCUGUAGGGAGGAGUGAUAUUGACCCUCUUUGGCAAAAACUGACAGACACUCUGGAGCCCAGCACCCGUAGUUUCCAGAUCACUAAUCUAGAUCCGAACAGCAAAUAUGCAUUCCGUGUAACAGCUGUGAAUCACCAAACCAUUGGAAAUCCUGCAGAGGUCAUGAGCCCAGUGUCAGUUCCAGUUUCUAAACCGUACAUUAUGCUGAGUAAUUUGUCACCACUAGAAGGUGCAUCAGUGUGGAUACGUUGUGGUCUGGAGAAUGGUACAUAUCCUAUUUACUACUCUUGGGAACAAGAGAGCCGCAGUGGGAUGGUGACCGUUUUGGCUGAGAGCAACAGCAAUCUAAUUAACAUCACCUGGGUGACACGUAACCAUACCGGCUGGUUCAGGUGUUUGGCCAGGAAUGAGGUCAAUCAGCAGCGCAGUGACCGGAUCUGGUUGGAUGUAAUUUAUGGUCCUGACAUUCCUCAGAUAAAUGCCACUGCCUACACUGUCACAGAUAUAGAAUUCUCAGUCCUUGAAAAAAAGAAUGUCUCCCUCAUGUGUCAAGCCUCCUCUAACCCUCCUAGUCAGUAUGUCUGGCUCUACAACAACUCCCAGGUCUACACUGGACCCCAGCUUGUAUUUACCAAGAUUACCAGAAUGUAUUCAGGAAACUAUACCUGUCUGGCACAGAAUACAUACCUAAACACUUUCUCCAGGAAAACAAUCCCACUCAUCGUUUAUUAUCCACCAGAUGGCUUUCCAUCAUGUAGCAUGUCUCCAGCCAAUAAUUAUUCUGAUCUGGCUCUCUUCUGUUCCUGGGAUGGAGGUUACCCUCCAGCUACCUUGAGCUGGAGUCCAUAUGUCAAUGGGAAUGAAGACAAAAGAGAGGUUAUCAUUAAUAUUACUCGGAUACAGCCAGGAUCUGAUACAGCUAACAAUUCAGCAUUCAUGUGCUAUGGCUCUCAUGUUGCACUAAACAGCACCCAAACCUGUAGCACCAGGACAUGGCUGCCCUAUGGAGAACCCAGAUGUUAUGCGAAUUCCAGUCAUAAUAAUGAGUACCUGAUACUUUCCUGCUCCUGGAAUGGUGGAUUCCCUAGGGCGGUGCUAUGGUGGGUGUCCAGUUCAGGUGACAUGCAGGGCCGAUCUGAGGACAUCAGCACCCUGGCCCUGCAUUCUACUGCUAACUACAGUGGCAAAUCAUUUUUUUGUCAUGCCAAGCAUCCACUAGCUAAAGAAAGCAAGCAAUGUAGUUUAAAAAUGGAGGCACCAGUUUUGAUGACUCAGCGCAGUGUGGUUUCGGUCUUUGAAGGCACUGAUGCUCUACUAUCUUGCACGCUGAGUAAAAACUACCCAGUGGUCACAGAGAUCACCUGGUACAACAAUAUGAAGCAAAAAGUGGGGGAUUAUGACAGGAAAUACAGCAUACAGCAAGCUGAUGGAUGGUCCUUAACAGUUCGACAGACAGAUGGCAUGGUGGACAGUGGACAGUACUGGUGCUCUGCUACAAAUGCUGUUGGAGCAGCAGAGAUCCCAAUCAUGUUGCUGGUGAUAAUGCCAGUUUCCAAACCCACCAUGCUGCUGAGUGACUCUUCGCCAGCGGAAGGCACAUCAUUGUUGAUGCGCUGCAUUGUGGAAAAGGGCACAGAACCUAUUACCUACACAUGGGAGCAGGAGAGCCAGGCUGGGCUGACCACAACACUGGCUAAAGAAAAUAGCAGUUUGGUCAGUGUAACACGGGUUUCCCGUAACCUCACUGGCUGGUUCAGGUGUCUGGCUAGGAAUGAGGUCAAUCAGCAGCGCAGUGACCGGAUCUGGUUAAAUGUCUUAUUUGGUCCAGACUUACCUCAAAUUGACGUCACAGCCUACUCAGUAACAGAUUACGGAUACACAGCUCUGGAAAAUGGCAACGUCUCCCUUGUGUGUCAAGCCUCCUCUAACCCUCCCAGUCAGUACAUCUGGUUUUACAACAACACCCAGGUCUACACUGGUCCACAGCUCACCAUCACCAAGAUUCUCAGAAUGCAAGCAGGCUAUUAUGCCUGUCUGGCCCAGAAUACUAAUCUCAACACCCGCUCUAAGAAAACCGUCACUCUCGCUGUCUACUAUCCACCAGAUGGUGCUCCAUCAUGUUCCAUAUUCCCAAUAAAUAAUUACACUGAUCUGGCUCUUGUUUGUUCCUGGGUGGGUGGAUAUCCAUCACCGAAUCUAAACUGGAGUCCAUAUAUGAUCGGAGACAAUCUACAGGGUCCAGCUAACAUUACCCGGAUUCAGCCAGGGUCAGAGACUUUGAACAACUCUGUUUUUACGUGCUAUGGAACUCAUAUCGCCCUAAAAGUUCCCCAGAGUUGCAGCACCAGGACAUGGCUGCCUAAUGGAGAACCCCAGUGUUUUGCAUAUGUGACUCGUAAUAACGAGUACUUGAUGCUGUCCUGCUCCUGGGAGGGUGGUGUCCCUCGGGCAUUGCUGUGGUGGGUGUCCAGUUCCGGCAACAUGCAGGGAACAUCAGAGGAGAACUCCAACAUCCUGGUUCUACGCUCCAGCGCCAACUACAGCGGCAAAGCCUUCAUUUGUCAUGCCAAACAUCCACUUUUUAAAGACAGCAAGCAGUGUGUGUUAAAAUUAGAGGCACCAGUUUUGAUGACUCAGCGCAGUGUGGUUUCAGUGUAUGAGGGCAAUGAGGCCCAGCUGACUUGCAUCCUGAGCAAGAAUUAUCCUGCAGUGACAGAAGUCACCUGGUACAAUAACUUAAAACGGAAUGUUGGUGAAACGCCAAAAAAAUAUAUCCUUGAGCAAGCUGCCACCUGGUUUAACCUGACCGUCAGGGAGACAGAUAGCAUGGUGGACAGUGGACAGUACUGGUGUUCUGCUACUAAUGCAGUUGGAGGAGCAGAGAUUCCUGUCUCGCUCGUGGUAAAAAGAUACCCUAUGCCUCCAAAUGUAACCAUCACUAAGAUCACUUAUAGCAGCCAGCAGAGGACAGAUGUCAUGCUGGAGUGGUUAAUACAGAGUAAUGGAGACCUUACUGGGUUCUUCAUUGAGCUUCAGAGGCUCCCUGUAGGCAAAAGUGAAGUUGCUCCUCUUUGGCAGAAAGUGGUAGUAGAUCUGGAUCCAAGCACUAGGAGUUACCAAAUAACCAACCUGGACCCAAGAGGAAAAUAUGCAUUCCGUGUGACUGCUGUCAAUCACCGAACCACUGGCCAUACAUCAGAGGUCAAGAGCCCAGCAAACCCACCCUUCAAAGCUUAUCCUGCUGUUAUUGGAGCAGCAAUUGGAGGAAUGCUUCUGGCAGCAUUAACAACAGUUCUAGUCUUCAUUUACAUGCUGAGAAAUCGCAACAACCAUCCUCCCAGUCAAGGGAAAACAUCAGCCUCCCUGAGGAUGAGGUUGUUGCAGAGGGAAAGGGACACACUGAAGACACUAAUUUCUCAAGUCCAAAUUCCAUUAAGCAACAUAACUAGGACAUUGUGCAGUGCCUGUUUGGAAACCCCUAGUUUUUUAUGGUUUUUGAGAGACACAUUUACAUUUAUGGAAUUUGUCAGACACCCUUAUCCAGAGAAACUUACAUUUAUCUCAUUCAUACAACUGAGCAGCUAUGGGUUAAGGGCUUUGCUCAAAGGCCCAGGAGUAGCAGCUUGGUGUGUCUGUGAUUUUAUCUCAUGGCCUUCUUAUUCAAAGUCCACAACCUUAACCACUAAGCUACCAUCUCCACAUGCAUUCAUGUUCCUUUUGUUUAUAUGCAACUAUUAUUAAUUUUAAUCAUACAACCACCUUGGUAAUAACAGUAGGUUUUGGUUGGAAUGCAUGUACGUAUGUCACAUUCCACCUAACAAGUUUCUGUUUUUAUUUGGAGAACAUGUUAAUGUAUCAUAUACAUGUAGGUUAAAUGUAGCUCAAAUGUUAAAAGGAAUUCUGAAGGAACAUGGCUAUAAUUCCAUAAUUCAUAACCAUGCAAUUCUGUCUAGACUGCAGCUAAUUGUAACCAACUUCACCAUACAACAAGCCAAUGCUCAGAAGCAUACAUUUAAGCUCUGUAAUUGUUCUAUAGAGAGCAAACACUCGGCUGGAGUUUUAUCUAUCAUGGAUUGGGCUGCCCAGGUACUGCACCUCAAUCCUAUUGAACUGCUCUGAGAUGAACUGGAUCACAGGAUAAAAAAGAAAAAUCCAGCCAUUUAACAUCUAUAAAAAACAUGGCAAAAUAUUUCAGUUGAAUGUUUGAAACUAACUGUCUUGAUGCCAAUAGUCUGUAAAGCUGUUGGACUUUUGAAUGAAAAUAAAGUUUCACAUCUAUACACA